AUGGAAAGAGUAUAUAUUUUAACAGUUUCAGAUAAUUGCAUUUAGUUCUAUUUAAUGUAACAUGCAUUUUUGUGCUUAAGGAAUAAUCUGUUCAUCCAGAACACAUUUCAUUUGUAUUUUGCUGCAGUAUUUACCCUGUUCACAACUGAGUUCAUUUAAAUUGAAGUAUUGCUUUUGUUGACUAGUUGCAAAUUGACUUUCUCAACCAAGCCUUCUAGUUUGUCAAUUUUAGGGGCGCUGGACUUUUGACCAACUGGAAAUUCUCUGUCUCGGAAGGGGGGGACGCAGUUGGCCUACAGAUGAGGAGGGUGAAAUAUCUGUAGAAGUAGAGUAUUUUUAAAGGAGAUUAAUCACUGUUCGAACAGACAGGGGUGCAUACUAAGUGUUGUGUUAGACUUCCCAAAUAGUUCCCCCUCUUCCUCUUGCCAGUGGGCAUGGGAACACUGCGUCUACCCCCUGACCAGAUGACAGAACCCCCCUUGGUCAAACUGUACCUUGUCUUCUUACUCCAUUCGUCACUAGAACCGUGUGCGGAAAGCUCUCCGCAGGACGCUCUGGACAGGCAGAAAUGCCUGACUUCUCUGGCGUCUCUCCGCCAGGCCAAGUGGUUUCAGGCUAAAGUGUCCGAGCUUGAGUCAUGUGUCAUCGUGAUUCGGAUCUUUCGGGACUUGUGUACCCGUGUUUCAACGUGGGCCCCGCUCAAAGGAUGGAUUCUUGAGUUGCUCUGUCAGAAGGCCAUUUCAACCAGCGAGAGGCUGCUAGGACCUGGAGAGGCGUUCCGGAGAGUUCUAGAGUGUCUUGCAUCAGGGAUACUAAUAGAGGGUGGUCCAGGCAUUUCUGAUCCCUGUGAGCGAGAUAGCACUGAUGCUGGUGCCCAUCUUACACUGCAACAGAGAGAAGACAUUACCCAGAGUGCACAGUUUGCCUUAAGACUGUCAGCUUUUGGGCAACUUUACAAAGUUCUUGGAAUGGACCGCCUCAAUUCCAAAUUUGCUAGAUUGCUCAGCGAACAAAACAGAGUAAAGAGGCCAAGAGAAGUUUAUGAUGCUGGGGAUCUUGAAAUGAGGCCAAAGUUUCCAAGAAAAGAAAGGCGCGAACCAGCAACGGCUAAAACAUUGUCUAUCUUUAUAUUCCUGUGA
Messenger RNA from Sinocyclocheilus grahami, 1139 nucleotides. RefSeq names its product spermatid perinuclear RNA-binding protein-like. Gene Ontology annotation, molecular function: single-stranded RNA binding; double-stranded RNA binding. Bases 435 to 1139 code for a protein of 234 amino acids. Gene Ontology annotation, cellular component: precatalytic spliceosome. The record is from RefSeq and is a predicted model, not a curated record. NCBI's taxonomy places the organism in Eukaryota, Metazoa, Chordata, Actinopteri, Cypriniformes, Cyprinidae. The transcript is spliced from 7 exons.